GUUAGAUACAUUUUAAAUAAGUAAGGGAAUUGCAAAGACUGGUCGUCUAUAGCUAUUAUUGGGAAAGUGUCAUGGCAGCAUAUAUGUUUUAAAACGAUUUUGUCAUCGUAUCAAUGAUGGAAGAAAAACCUGAUGGAAAAAGAAAAACUCGACCACGCAUAAGUAACCUUGCGGUUUUAGACCGGAUUAAAACAGAAAAUGGUGAAAAUAGCACGAAUAAGGAGGACUACAAAGAAUAUGAUGUGAAAGAAUCUUUGUGCCCACGACCAGAAAGGAUUUUAAAAAUUGGCUUUGCAAUUUUUCUUUGUAUUGUUGCAUUUGGAAGUGGAUUUAUUGGAAGGAUGACAUUGCAUAUAUUGAUAUGGCACAUCAGUCCUCCAGUAGAAUCCACUAUAUCGGCUAUAAACACUCUCGGAGGUCUUCUUGAGCCUAACUGUUCAAUAUGCACCAACGAAACAGCAUGCAUGAGAAAUACCAAUUCUACAGCAGUUGACGAAUCAUGGAUAUGGGCAUUGUUCUUGGUUAUAAUUGCGCCAUAUUGCUUGACAUUUAUAUCAACAUCAUUUAGAAUCUUCUUCAAAUCCAAUAAAGCAUUAAAUUCGAAAGUACUCUUAGUACUGAUUCUAAUUGAAACACUUCAUUCAGUCGGACUCUCCAUAUUAGGAUUUAUUGUGUUGCCUGCACUUGAUCCAGCUUCUGCAUCAGUGGUUUAUUUAGCAGCUGGUGUUGGCCUACCUAUGAUAGAUUUUUUUGAUAAGGUUGUCAAUAAGCUUGAUAGAAAAUCUUCCGAAAUAACGAAAAAACAAAAUGAUAUUAAACCAGACACGGAAACAAAAAAUCAACAGCCAACAAAUGGAACGGAUCUUGAAAAACAGAAUCAAAAGUCAACAAAUGGAAUGGAAACGGAAAUACAGAAUAAAAAAUCCCCAGUUGAAACGAAAACUGAAUCACAGAAUCAAAAGUCAACAAAUGGGACAGACAAUCAACAGAAUACAAUUGAAAGUGAAACUAAGAAUCCGCAGAAUACCAAUGUCAACGAUACCUCAAAUGAUCAUAUCAACGACGUUGAUUCACGGAAAAUUACGGCCGAAAAAGCCGUAGAAUCUACUUGUAAAUUUUCAUUUUGCGAUGAGACAUCAACUCUCUCCUUUACGUUACCAUUUGUAGGAUUCGCAUUGCAGAUUGCAGGAAUCAUUCUAAUAACACUUUAUAUUAAAAUUGGUUCAAUGAAUGUUUUAUUUGUGUUGUCCGUUAUUCUAAUAUCAAUAAAGUAUUGGGAAAACUUCAUUACUAUGGGGACAGAAAGUUCGAUUUUUUUACGCCAAUUAAAGCGAGAACUACAUAUUGGAAGAACUAAGACCUCGUGUUUAGUCAGUCUCUGGAAAAUGCUUGUAACGUUUCUUGCAGUUAUAGCGAUUUUUACUAGUCGUGGUACUGAUUCAAUGGGCGCCCUGAAAGCAAUAUUCAAUAAUGGAAUAACAACAAUUAAUACCGUCUUUGGAGAACAACGAGUAGGAUAUAAUCCGAUUUGUCAAACACAAGUGCCAUUUUUAGCAACUAUUAUUUGUAUAACUUGUGAAUACUUAUGUUAUAAGACCUCUAAAACAGUAUGCGUAAUCAAUUGUCAGCGAUUUGGUUUCAGUUUUCCUCUGGUUAUGUUACAAAUUGCCGUACCUUUUGUAAUAGGAGGCUUGAUGCAUCAUCCUGAUAUUAUGAAAUUAGAUUCAUGUGAUCUACUGUUCUCUGACUGGUGUAUCAAGGAAAAUGGUCGUUUAGUUGAAAAUUGCAUGGAACUAAUUAUAGCAUUCGUUGUACUGUACAUAUCAAUUCUUUUGAUAACAAGGCAUGCUUGGCAAUCAAAUGGGCGAAAAAAUGGAGAAACCGCAAGGAUAUUUAUUUCACCUUUUUACUGUGGACUGUUUCCUGAAUUAUCUUUGUUACUGAAUCGCAGAAGAGAUGAUGACGAAUAUGACAUUGUUCAUUGUAAUAAGAAACCAGACGAAAAGCAAAAUAAGAGAAAAAAGUUAUAUGCCUGCUGUGCUACCAUGUGGCACGAAACUGGAACUGAGAUGAAGCAGCUUUUAACAUCCAUAUUAAGGUUAGACAGAAAGCAAUGUAUAAACAAAUUUCUAAAAGAAGAAAUUAAAGAAGACGUCGAAACAUUUGAUUUAGAAGCUCAUGUUUUCUUCGAUGAUGCUUUCAAACCCGAAAAGGACAACAAGAAAGAAGUGAAUAUAUAUGUAAAAACCUUUAUAAAUGUAUUAAGUGAAGCUAGCAGCCGCGUGUAUGACCAACAAAUGGAACCAUCAGAAGGUCUUAUGUAUAAAACCCCGUAUGGUGCAAGGAUUGAAUGGAUACUUCCAGGAGAAAACAAAUUAUUUGUUCAUUUGAAGGAUAAUGAGAAAAUACGAAAUAAGAAACGCUGGAGUCAGGUGAUGUAUAUGAUGUACAUUUUGAAAUGGAAAAUGCUGAAAGAGCAUGGUAAUGAAGGAAUCCAAGAAGCAGCUGAAAAUACAUUCUUAUUAGCUCUUGAUGGCGAUGUUGACUUCCAGCCAGACGCUGUACUUAGUUUAAUGAGACGAUUGGAAAAGAACGAUAAAGUAGGGGCAGCAUGUGGCAGAAUUCACCCCAUUGGAAAGGGUCCGAUGGUAUGGUAUCAACAGUUUGAAUAUGCUAUUAGUCAUUGGCUACAAAAAGCAACUGAACACGUUAUUGGCUGUGUAUUAUGUAGUCCAGGAUGUUUCAGUUUGUUCCGUGGAUCUGCAAUAUUAAAUCAUGAUGUCCUUGAAACAUAUACUACAAUUGCAGAAGAGGCAAGGCAUUGUUUGCAAUAUGAUCAAGGUGAGGACCGAUGGCUGUGCACACUGCUACUUCAAAAAGGAUGGAAAAUUGAAUAUUGUGCAGAAUCUGAUUCAUACACAUUUGCUCCCGAAACUUUUAAUGAGUUCUUCAAUCAACGUAGACGUUGGACACCAUCAACCAUGGCUAACAUUUUAGAAAUCAUUCAGGACUGGCAAAAUGUUACAGAGAGCAACGAGAAUAUAUCUUUUCUAUACAUUGUCUAUCAAGUCCUUUUGUUUGUGUCAACAAUUCUAACACCAGGGACUGUAUUCAUGAUUAUCUUGGGAGCCUUAAUUGUUGGAUUUGAAACCAUACCACCAUGGUUGGCACUGAUAUUGAACCUACUUCCUGUUAUAGUGUUUAUAUUGAUGUGUUUGUAUGCAUCCACCCAACGACAGCUGCAAAUGGCAGCUAUUUUGUCUUGCAUAUACGUUAUUGUAAUGGUUGUUGUUAUGAUCGGAGUUGUACGAGACGCCAUACUGGAGGGAUUGUGUUCAACGACCACAAUUUUCAUAAUAUUUGUGGCUGGAGUUUUUGUAAUAUCCGCUUGUCUGCAUCCGAAGGAAUUUCUCUGCCUUAUACCUGGACUGUUAUAUUUUCUGGCCAUACCUUCAAUGUCAAUGUUGAUGUUUUUAUAUUCACUUGGAAAUCUUCAUGUCACAUCAUGGGGUACAAGAGAAACAAAAACAGAGUCUGUAGACAAAGAAAACCCAAGGCAAAAGCCUGAAAAAGAGGAAACUGGAUAUUUCUGCUCACUGGGAAAGUUUGUCAGUUGCUUAUUCUGUCCUUCGAAUGAUUACACCAAAGAUGAAUUUUUGUAUUCGAACUUGGUCAAAGAAAUGAAACGUAUUGUACAUAAAGAUGAGGACACAGAAAACAGUGGACCAGAAAGUGCAGCUACCAAUAAAACCUCCAGUGUAAAUAAUGAAAUGCAAGAAAAUUUAAAAACUGACGAAACAACAGUCAGAGUUAGCACUGAUGUUGAUACAGACAAGGAUGAAAUCGGCACUGGAAAAGCGGAGAAAGACACUAUCAUGAAUGGAAAGAAGAAAUCAAAAAUUGAUAAAAGUGCUAAGCGGACAAACCUUGAAGAAAUGUAUUGUUUGAGUGUCGAUAAAAGUUUGCAGAAUAUCAAUAAAGAUGAGUCCAAAUUUUGGAAGAAACUGAUAAGGAAAUAUUUACAACCAUUUGAUAAAAAGGAACCGUACAUACAAGAACGAGAAAAGAGACUUGCAGGAGAAUUAGUUGACUUACGUAACUCCGUUUGCUUGUUUGUUUAUCUUUUGAAUGCAAUUCUCGUGACAGUUAUGUUUGGAUUAACACAAGUUAAUGCAUUCAAGAACUCUUUAACUGCCGGAUUUUCAUGUGGGGGUAAAGAUAUUUCGGUAGUUCCCAUAGCAAUAUUAUUCAGUGCUGUAUUUGGUAUUCUUCUUUUAAUACAGUUCUUGUGUAUGCUAUACCAUAGGUUUUCUACACUAGUUCAUAUUACCGCAAAUACUGAUUUGCGUAGUACAGAAGAUGAACAUAUUGCUGAAAUAAUGCAAAAAAUUGCAGAUCUCGCUACAAAACGAAUAAAAGAAAAACAAGAAGUAUUAUCAGAUAAGAGUAGGAAAGGCGUAGACAUGAAAAGGUCUGUUCUAAAAAUCGAGGAAAAGCAGUAUAUAAAUUUUAAAGAUAUGAUGAACAAAAAUAAAGAAAAAUUAAAAUCAAUCCAAGGAUCUCUUUAUUUGAAGCAUCAGUCAACGAAGGAAAAAAUUAAAGAAAAAUGGCAGCUAUUUUUGAAGGAACCAAAGCUGAAAGGGAUUGCUGAGCAAGCUAUUGAAGCUGUAAAAAUGCAAAAUAAAGUUUCUCCAGAGUCUACAAAUGAAUCUCCGAAAUCAAAUAUUAAUGAUGAAGUAGGAAGCUAUAGCAAUGUCUGAACACAUUUUAUCUUACAUUGGUAAAGCGAGCUGUAGAUUAUAUUUUUCGAAUGAUGAAAUUCAAAACUAUAAAGACACCUGCCAAAGUGUAUGUGUUGAACUGUACAUGUCUUUUUAAUGUUUUGUUAUGUUUGAUUGCUGACUUGUUGAUAUAUACCUAAUAUUUAAGCUGAUUCGGAUAGAAAUAGACGUUAUGCAAAUGAAUAUCAAUACAUCUCUUAAAUUAUUUCGGGUCAACAAAAUUUAUAUGCAAAGUCUGUAACUGUUUGAAUAUUGAGUUGAUAUAAGAACCAUAAAAAACAGACCCAAAUUUGUCUUUUAUAUCGUUUUUGAAUGUUCCAAACUCAAUCAAAGUCUUACAAAUUUUACAUUUAUACGUACACGUGCAUAAUGUCAAUUUCUAUCCGACGCAGCUCAUUUAUUCAUUUAUUUAACUGGAAUAGCUAUAAGGUUUCAUAAUACGUUUAAAAGAUAACUUUCAUUUAUAUAGGUUGGAUAUACGUUGACUUUUUUUUUUAAUGACUAUAAAUUUUGUAUGUCGAAAUUAUUAUAAAUAUUUGAAAGGUGAUGGUUUUGAUUUGUUCUGUAAUUUUUAUAAAUAAAAGUUUCACAUA
Mytilus californianus (California mussel) is the source of this 5374-nucleotide messenger RNA. Its product is annotated as chitin synthase chs-2-like. Bases 114 to 4760 code for a protein of 1548 amino acids. Gene Ontology annotation, cellular component: cell septum; cell periphery. Lineage: Eukaryota; Metazoa; Mollusca; Bivalvia; Mytilida; Mytilidae. The transcript has 16 exons. The record is from RefSeq and is a predicted model, not a curated record. Gene Ontology annotation, molecular function: chitin synthase activity.